Lottia gigantea (owl limpet) is the source of this 939-nucleotide messenger RNA. RefSeq lists its product as hypothetical. Gene Ontology annotation, cellular component: plasma membrane; cell-cell junction. Gene Ontology annotation, molecular function: calcium ion binding. The annotation marks the transcript as partial. Gene Ontology annotation, biological process: homophilic cell-cell adhesion. Lineage: Eukaryota; Metazoa; Mollusca; Gastropoda; Lottiidae. The transcript is spliced from 4 exons. The record is from RefSeq and is a predicted model, not a curated record.
UUUAGGUUUACUGUCAACUCUGAUAAUGGACAAAUCAGUAAUUUGGUUGCUUUGGAUUUUGAAAGUCAGUCACAAUAUUUACUAGCUGUUUUAGCUGUAGAUAGUGGUACAUAUCCUCGAACUGCUACAGCCACUGUGACUAUUAAUGUACAGGAUAUCAAUGACAAUAUACCAGUAUUUGUUCAAACAUUUUUUGAGGGGAGUGUACCUGAGAAUGAGGCUAUAGGUACUUCUGUUUUAACUGUAACAGCUGUGGAUGCUGAUUCUACACCUACUAUCGAUUAUAUCAUACAAGAAACUAAUGUACCAUUUAGGAUUGACAAUACUGGACGGAUAUUUACAACUCAAGUCUUGGAUUUUGAAUUGAGACAAAGUUUACAGUUUACUGUAACCACUCAACAGGGACGAAACUCUUUGAACACACAGUAUAGAGCAGGUGUCAGGAUUACUGUGACAAAUGUCAAUGAUGCUGCUCCCUCUCUUACCAUUAAUCCUGCAGUUAUUAAUAUUCCUGAAAAUCAAGCUCUUGGAGAAUUACCUGCCUUUGCUUCUGCUACUGACCAAGAUCCGCAGAACGAUUUUAACAGAAUAAGUUAUCGUAUGAUUUAUGGUGAUGUCAGUGUUUUUAACCUGGAUAGUACUACUGGUAGAAUUACAACUAAUACUAACUUUAAUACCAAUGGCAAAGCCAAAUAUUCGGUAACUGUGAUGGCAUUUGAUAAUGGAAUACCAAGUUUAACUGAUACAUCAGAAGUAAAUGUUCUGCUCUCAAGAAAUUUUUUUAGUCCAGUUUUUGAGCCGGUGCGAUACACCCCUACCAUAUCAGAGAUUACACAAGUAGGAAAUGUAAUUGAGAGAGUUAAUGCUACAGAUAGAGAUACUACUGUAAGUGUAACAACAAUUCAUUAUGAGAAAACAAUGAUUCAAAAUAUUGAUUGA